Molecule: messenger RNA, 1027 nt
Organism: Labrus bergylta (ballan wrasse)
Lineage: Eukaryota; Metazoa; Chordata; Actinopteri; Labriformes; Labridae
Product: protein NATD1
Source: RefSeq, a predicted model, not a curated record
CCCCUAGUGGACAGUUUAUUUAAAAAAAAACUACCACUACAUGCUGUUCAGUCUACGUGUCUUGUAAAAUGACUUCUAAACUCUUUUUCAGACUCACUCCUUUCGCUUUUAGAUUCAGAGUAUGUUCGCGCGUCUGUCGUUCGUUGAGCUCCGGUCAGAAUUUAACGGUGGACCAUGACAGACACAACCGACGCUUCACCGUGGCUCCGGGCAGAGAGACUGGUAAGCAGACGGGGCCGGGACUGACGCUCCGAUGCUGGGGGAGAUCCUGUUCACAGGAGGAUCAUGCUGUGCUGCGCUACAGGUUCACGGGGGAACAAGAAGUGGAUCUGAUGUCAACAUACGUACCUGAGAUAUUCAGGGGCCGAGGUGUUGCUGCUCUACUGUCACAGGCUGCUCUGGACUUUGUUGUUGAAGAAAACCUGAAGGCUCAGGUCUCUUGUUGGUACAUAAAGAAGUACAUCGAGGAGAACCCGGAACGUCAUUAUAAAGCGUGUAUCCUCACCUGACUGCUGCCUGUCGGACCAGAUUAAACUGGCUUUCUUACCUCAAACCAACACAGCCUCAUGAACUUAUCCGAACAGAAACCAGACUGGGACGUGAAGCUGCUCAAUCUGAACUCUCUCACAGCUUCAAGGUUUUGAAUGAGAGUUUGUCUGCUUGAGAUUAGUGUGAAAUCUUAUCCGAUUAUGUUAAUUUAUUUAAAUCUUGUUUAAUCUUCUAUCGGUCUCUUACAUUUCCUCAUGGAGUAGAGAUAUUUAUUCAUUAUUCAUUGUGAAUAUUCAGUGUGAGUUGGGACAUGUUAUUAUGAAGGUAAUUACAGUGUCUGCACACAAAUUGACAAAUAAAAGAUAAUUGAGUGUUCACUUAAAGCACCACCAGAAAGCUGAUUUCUUUACACAAAUCAUUUUAUAAAGAAUCUUUAGCUUUAUUGGUCAUCAGUCAGUUCCAAAUUAGACUAUCUUUUUUAACCAUAUUUUAUACAACAUCUUCAAUUAGUACGUUCAAAUUAAAAUGUUGAGCCUGA